UGUAGAUGAGGAUGCGCAGCAGGCGUGGUGUGAAAGAUAGUAACAGCCACUUCCAUGAUCCUUCGCAAUCGCAGCACGAAGAACCACCAUGUUGUCGAUGUCAUACCUCGUCAUCUUUUUCGCAACAUCAAUCACAACGCGACCAGGAGUAUGGGCACGAAAGUCUCCAUCAACUACAUGUCACGCCUCUCAGUCUCAACAUGGCGAUGAGGAUGCUUUGAUUCGGAGUCUCGGUUUGGACAAGACAACCUCCUCAGACAGUCGCAGACGACCGUUUUACGUAGAGCUGGGUGCAUUGGAUGGCUUGCAGUACUCGAAUACUUUGCGAUUGCACAGCUGCUACAAUUGGACUGGGCUGCUGAUCGAGCCAGACCGUUUGAACUUUCGGAGUCUAGUAACGAAUACCCCAAGAUGGCGGCGUGGGUUUCGGAACGUCGUUAAUGAAGAGCGGGUCGAGAAGGACAUCCUUUCUGGUGGGUUGCAGAUGUUCAAUGGCGAUGUUGGAGAGGAUAUCUCAAGAACCGUAUUAACUACACGUAGAGCAGAUCAGGAUCAAGUUCAACAAAGGCAAAGCAGACCAUUAUACAGUGUCGAAGAUACCACCUUCAAACAAGGUCAUCAAGGUCUUCACCGUCCAUCCCACAAGCGACCCGACGUCCACCUAGUCCAAGCAGGUGUUUGCGAAAAGCCUAGAUGGAUCACCCUUCACUCUCACGCUCCGCGUGAGGAUGGAUAUCGUGCUGGACAGAUUAGUGCCAACCUGGCUGUGGCAGAAAAAUCUUUCCAAGAACUAUGGUACCCGGCCGUUGUGGGUCGUGCGGGAGCUACGGGAAGUGAAGAGCAAGAUACGGAUACAAGUACUACGGGAGAUGGCGCCGGUCUUGUUUUGGACGAAGCAGAUGGUGAAGGAGGGACAGCUGGAAGUCCCGCGGCGGCUGAGCGCAGUACUGGCUGGAGGAGUGCGAACAGCAAUAUCAGCAGUCGUGGUGGCGAACAACAAGAUAACAUAGAACAUUGUUCAUCGUGUACGUCGACAUCAAGGAGCGUCAGCGGGAGAAGAAAAAACUACGUUAUCAAAGGCAGACAAGCCGAAGCAGGAGCAGACGAGAACUCAAACUUCUUGGCUGACCUUUUGGUGCAAGAAGGCAUUCCUUGCGUACCGUUACAGGGUAUUCUUGAUCUCUAUGUACGGCAUGAGAAGAAGAUCGAGAUCGACUUCCUGAGUUUGGACGUAGAGGGUGCGGAGCUUGAGACUUUGCGGUCUCUAGAUACAGACAAAACCUUUAUUCACAUGGCUCUGGUGGAGGUCAAAGGCCUACAUUUUAUGGCUGAGGAAAUGAGGGAGCAGUUCAAAGAGGACCUACGAACGCGUGAGGAAGAGGGCAGGGAGGACAAGACUGCAAGCACGGAGGACGAGGCCGAUAGCGGAUCAAGAAUACAAAGCAUAUGGCACAACAUCAUUAUUUAUACAACCACAUUAAUGAGAGCGAGGAAGUUGUUUCUACACUGUGAGUUUGCUUUAUUUCCUCUGAUUUUCACUUCUUGAGUUAUUUAUUUCUGGGUAUCCUAUAACGAGAACAACGGGGGCGUAGUUGUUGCUGCAGCAAAGACUGCUACAUAACUAAGAAAGUGCUCUAAAAUGCGCGGUGGAAGAGUACAUGGCCGAAGUGGUACUUCCGCUAUUUUUGGAGACAGGCACGUCGUCGGAAAAGCAUGAGGAGCAGGAGCUUCAUCUCUACUCCUCGUACCAGGAAGCACACAAACGGUAUGGCUAUGGAGCAAGUAGUACACACGCAGAUGAUGGCGUUGGCACGACGAGUGCGGUUCUCUCAUCCUUAUGAUGUGGUUGUUGCUCUUUCACUUUCUUUACUUGUUAGUGUCAGGGAAGAGGUGCAGGAGGAGGAGCAGCUUCUUCGCGCGUACAACUAACGUGAUAAAAAAUGAAAAAAAAAUCGAUAAGUGAUUUCCCUUAAGUAGUACAACUACAAAGUACAAAAGGUUAGUAAGCAGUUCCCACGCCCACCUACUACAGGUAUAGAUCAAUAUCGCACCCACAACUACUCAAGCGUUCAUGUUCAUCUUCUCAAGAAGAACAACAAAAAUCACUUAUUAUAAUUAUAAUACACUUUCUUCCCAACAUCUUCUUGUUCUUGUCCUCGUCUUGCUCUUCAUUCGCGAAAGACCUCAGUAUUAUCCGAUGGUUUAUGACGAGGGAUUACGUGUGGAUUCGCUGGUCGCAAAUUCCUGUGGGACUCACGGAUUUGCUCUUCAUCCAUCGCAAGAGUUUCUAUUUGCAAAGGGUGACGAGAGUUGCUGAUCAAAGUAAGUGACGAAGACGAGAUGGAGGAUGUUGCAUACGAGUCGAACCACAAUGAGCGAUCAACAAGGAAUGAUGGUAUUUGAUCGACGCGAAUCAUUCAAACAAGUGAAAACUGGAGGAGGCUUGUUUGGGGAGGUCGUGGUGUCUGUUUCAAAAAAAUGAUGAAAGAAAUGUAGCAGGCAUGCAACACGGGGGGACAUGUCGGGUACGGGGAGCUCAGCCUUUUCGCAUAAAAGUGACGUCGUAUAUUCUUCAUCCAGCAUUUUCCAAUUUUUUAUAUCAGUGCUUCUGGAGAAGAAUACCUCGAGAUCAGUAUCCAGCACUGCUCCGAUGUAAACUAUCUGCAACUGCUCUCGUCCUCUUCCCUUGGUCUCUUCAACGUGAAUGCCUUCCACACUCUCCUCGCUUUCCCACAUGAGC
Messenger RNA from Amoebophrya sp. A25, 2740 nucleotides. NCBI's taxonomy places the organism in Eukaryota, Dinophyceae, Syndiniales, Amoebophryaceae. The record is from the annotation of a GenBank genome assembly.